UGCAAAUCGCCGGACACCAACCUGCAGGAGCAUCCUCCUCCUUCCUGAAUACGAUAUAGCGCGGACCCUUUCUGCUGGAUGGUAACCAGUGAAGAACAAGCUCUCCGACCCGUGUUGAUGCAUUGCUGCAUUUCGAGGACACCCAAACGCAAGACCCGUGCGCAUCCUCCCUUCCGUGCCCCGAACCCUCCCGCGCUCGCCUACGCAACUUGGUAGCUCUGAUUUAUCGCGGAGCUUCGCUGACUGGAAUGUACAUCGACACGCGACAUCUUUCAAGGUUGCAGUAUUGUCACUUCCUACCGGUCCUCGUUCGAUAUGGCGUAUGACAACCCCCAUGGCCUGAUUGCGGCCGCCGUCAUCGUGCAGGUACUGGUCCUGCUGAUGAUCGGUUCGCGGUUCAUGUCGCACAAGAUGAAGGGCCUCGAAUUCCACACCUCGGACUACCUCAUCAUCGUUGCGGGUAUUCUGUCCACGGCUCUGGCAAUAGAACAGAUUUAUUGCGCUGCCAAUGGGUUGUUCGCAGUGAGAGUCGCCCCUUUGCAGAAGGCAAAUCCUGCUGCCGCGGUUGAUUUUCUCUAUACACUACGUAUGCACAACUAUGCUUUUAUUGUCACAGGCAUUCUUGCCAUCGGGUUUAUCAAAACUUCUGUCUCGUUCUUCUACCUCCAGAUCUUUAGCGUUCCGAAGUAUCGCCCAUAUAUCAUCGCAUGGAUCGUCAUCAUGACUCUAUGGACAAUCAGCUUCUUCACUGCCUUCAUGGCCAUUUGCGGAGAUCACGGAAUCUUCUCUUCGCGAAGCCACAUGAACCCCGCGGUACAGAAGAGGGAGUGUGGAUCCACUCAAAUGUUAGACUUCGGUGUGCUGAUAUCUGGCACUGUGUCUGAUCUCAUUACCGUUCUCAUUCCUCUACCGAUGAUAUUCUCACUCCUUCAUCUUCCAAUGUCGGACAAGGUCUCCAUCGCAGCGAUAUUCCUCGUAGGAUUGCUGUCCGUCGGAGCUAGCGCUGCGAGAUCCUACAUCGGCAUCUACACCAAAUUCGCUCCAAAAGAUAAGAUCAUGGACCCUGGACUCGGGGUCACCGCGACGUGCGUGUGGACCCUCAUUGAGAUUCAAAUUGGUAUCCUUGCUGCCUGCGCCCCGACGAUCCGCCCUGUCCUACGCGAGUUGGUACACAACGGACUAUUCGGUGGCCUCGUGAGCGCCGCGAGCAGCAUUAUCAGCAGGAAGAGCUCGCGGUCACGCAUGCAGGGCUCAUCCAAUGGUUCUGAUCGUGGGCAUCCUCAAUACGAGGCACGUCUGAAGGGAGGGGCUGAUGAGGAGGAGAUAAUACAAUUGCAUGACAUGGCAGGUGCAAACUCGUCGAGAGCGGAGCAUAUGGAUGGCUCUGAGGCCCCCAAGCCUGGUGCGAUCCAUGUAUCGAAGGGGUACACAGUGGGUGCGGGGCAUGAAUGAGGAUGGUUUUUCGAUGUGGCUCGAGGUUGGGAUGUCACAUCGCAUAGAGUUCGCUCUUUGUACAUAGUAAACUAGGGCGGUAAUGUGAUCUUUCUUACGGCCUAUUUUAUCGCCCAAG
Paraphaeosphaeria sporulosa is the source of this 1570-nucleotide messenger RNA. RefSeq lists its product as uncharacterized. The transcript has 6 exons. The coding region runs from base 316 to 1452 and encodes 378 amino acids. NCBI's taxonomy places the organism in Eukaryota, Fungi, Ascomycota, Dothideomycetes, Pleosporales, Didymosphaeriaceae. The record is from RefSeq and is a predicted model, not a curated record.